Cuscuta campestris is the source of this 1442-nucleotide messenger RNA. The record is from the annotation of a GenBank genome assembly. NCBI's taxonomy places the organism in Eukaryota, Viridiplantae, Streptophyta, Magnoliopsida, Solanales, Convolvulaceae.
GACCAACCGCUGGGUGCAGUGUUGCGAAAUUCAACAUCCUCCGGGAGGAUGGUGAAGUGAGCGAUGAUGUUAACUCAAUUCCAAAUUGAGUACCGGCCAAGGUUAGCAAUUAAGGGACAAGCCCUUGCUGACUUCCUAGUAGAAAUGACCGGUCUAACUCCAGACUUACCGGUCAACAAGCCCACUGAGCAAUGGUGGGAGAUGGCAGUCGACGGGGCAUCCAGUCCUAGAGGAUACGGGGGUGGUAUCAUGUUCACCACCCCAGAAGGGUUCAAGAUCUACCAUGCAAUCGUCUUCAACUUCAAACUGACAAACAAUGAGGCAGAGUAUGAAACUUUGGCUGGAGGGCUCAGACUUGCCCAAGCCUUGAAAAUCAGCCGGGUCAGUAUCAAAUCUGACUCUAGCUUGAUAGUCGGGCAGGUGACCGGUAACAUGGAAGCAAGGGAAGAACGCAUGGCACAAUACAAGGACCUUGUACUUGCCCUGUUGAAAGGCUUCGAAGAGUUCAAGAUCGCCCAAAUUCCCCGGGCGGAAAAUGCGGAUGCAGACCUUCUCUCCAAGUUGACGCAGUAUGCUCCCGAGCAUGUUUCAAAACUUGCCCGGGUAGAGAUCCUUGACCGUGCAAGCAUCGAAAAAUUGGAAGUAGCUGCUAUAACGGCCGGAAGCCAAUAUGACCGGUCAAAACUGGUCGGGGCGGACGACCAUUGGAUGUAUGAUCUGAUGGAAUAUUUGAUGGAUGGGAGCUUGCCAGAACAAGAUGACCGGGCAAGAAAAGUGAAGCUCAGGGCACCCCGAUUCCAGGUUCUUGAUGGAAAGCUGUAUAAAAGAGCAUUUGGGGGGCCACUCCUGAGAUGUCUAACCAACCGGGAGGCUGAGCGAGUCAUAGCAGAGGUCCACGAAGGCGUAUGCGCGGCACAUCAAAUGUCCCGUACGCUUUCCCAACACAUCAUCCUAUUGGGGUAUUACUGGCCAACAAUCGUCCAGGAUUGUGAAAGGAGGGCUCACGGGGAAACUCCAUUCUCCCUAACCUAUGGGUGUGAAGCAAGGCUGCCCAUCGAAGCUGAAUUCCCAACGUUUCGGGAAUCAAAUUAUCAACCCCAACAAAAUGAAGAAGAUCACUUGGCCGAACUCAACUUGGUCGAAGAGUGGAGGAUGGCCGCGGAAGUUAAAAUGAGUACAUACCAACAAGUUGUGAAAAAGUACCAUGACAACAAGGUUGGGCCGCGGUACUUCCAAGUUGGGGAUGGAGGAAAGCUGGCAAAAAACUAAGAAGGCCCAUACAGGGUUAGAGCCAUCAUUCGACCAGGAACGUAUCGAUUAGAAACUUUAGAUGGUGUACCGGUAGAAAGAACUUGGAAUUCCCACCAUCUUCGCAAGUUCUACAAAUGAUUGUAAUACUAGGCGAGGCCUAACCACAUUAUCAAUCAAAGUGAUGUUCGAUA